This is a messenger RNA of Onychostruthus taczanowskii (white-rumped snowfinch), 2120 nucleotides long. RefSeq names its product protocadherin gamma-B3-like. The transcript is spliced from 2 exons. Gene Ontology annotation, molecular function: calcium ion binding. NCBI's taxonomy places the organism in Eukaryota, Metazoa, Chordata, Aves, Passeriformes, Passeridae. Gene Ontology annotation, biological process: homophilic cell-cell adhesion. The record is from RefSeq and is a predicted model, not a curated record. The annotation marks the transcript as partial. Gene Ontology annotation, cellular component: plasma membrane.
GCCGCUGAGCCCCGCCCAAAGCCGGGCCCCCUUGAGCGCGGCCAUCCGGCGGCUGCAGUGGCGCGGCGGCGCCUCCGGGUGUCGCUGUUGGCCGCCGCCGAGCGGCGCUGGAGCCGCCGCCGCCGCCGCCGCAGCGUCCUGCCCCCGCAGGCUGCUCGCUCGCCCGGCGCCGGCCACAGCGGCAGCGGCACCGCCAGCAGCAGCAGCAGCGGCGGCGGCGGAGAGAGGCGGAGAGCGGCGGCGCGCCGAGCUCGCUGCGUUUGAGCGGUCUCUGUUGUCGCCGGCGAGAGCGGCUGGAAGGGAGGCAGGGCAGCGGCAGGAGGCAGGAGCGCGGCGAGCGCUGCGGGCAGAGAAUGGCGGUGAGGCGGCGGCAGAGGCGCGGGCCGGGCGGCGGGCGAGCGCUGCUGGCCGCGGUGCUGCUGUGCGUGUGGGGCCGGGCGGCGGCCGAGCGGGUCCGCUACGCCAUCCCCGAGGAGCUGGGCAGAGGCUCGCUCGUGGGGCCGCUGGCGCGGGACCUGGGGCUCAGCGCGGACGAGCUGCCGGCGCGCAAGCUGCGGCUGAGCGAGGAGAAGCAAUACUUCACGGUGAACGAGGAGAACGGGAACCUGUACGUGAAUGAGAGGCUGGACCGGGAGGAGAUGUGCGGCGAGUCGGCGACCUGCUCGGUCAGCUUCGAGGCGCUGGUGCACAACCCGCUGAACGUUUUCCACGUCGAGGUGGCGAUCGAGGACGUGAAUGACAAUUCCCCGGUCUUCAGCAAAGCUGCUCUGGACCUCGAGAUCGGUGAAUGGACGCUUCCCGGUGCUCGUUUUCCCCUGGAGAUGGCCCGAGACGCCGAUGCAGGAAGUAACUCCCAGCUGACUUACGAGCUCUCCAGCAACCCGUCCUUCUCUCUCGUCUUGGAUGAAAACCCGGGUGGAAAGAAACAGCCUGAAUUACUGCUGGAGAAAGCAUUGGACCGAGAGAAGCAGAGCUCAUUUGAGCUGGUGCUGACGGCCGUAGAUGACGGGGAUCCCGCGAGGUCCGGGACUGUACAGAUUCGCAUCAACGUGACAGAUGCAAAUGAUAACCAGCCCGUGUUCAGUAAAAGAGUAUACGAGGCACGAGUUACGGAGAGUCAGCCGGAAGGGUCCCUGGUGUUGCAAGUAGUGGCCACGGAUGUGGACGCAGGCUCCAACGGGCGGGUCUUCUAUUCCUUUGGUAACGUCCCGGAAGGAUUUCGCAGAUUGUUCACUGUCGACAGUGACAAUGGUGAAGUCAGGUUGGUGGGUCGCCUCGAUUUCGAGGAGAAGAAUAAAUACAUCUUCAGCUUGGAGGCGAGGGACGGAGGCGGGCUCACGGGUCACUGUGAAGUGCAGAUAGACGUCACAGACGAGAAUGAUAACGCGCCCGAGAUCACCAUUCUGUCGCUCUCGAGCCCCGUGCCCGAGGACGCGCCGGCCGGCGCUGUGGUGGCCCUGCUGAAAGUUCGGGACCGAGACUCGGGCGAGAACGGUCAGGUGUCGUGCGAGCUGUCGGGAGAGGCGCCGCUGUCGAUCGUGGCGUCGUCGGGCGGCUCGUACAAGGUGGUGACGGCGAGCGCGCUGGACCGCGAGCAGGCGUCCGAGCACCGCGUGACGGUGGUGGCCCGGGACCGGGGCAGGCCGGCGCUGUGGAGCAGCACGGAGCUGGUGCUGGAGGUGUCGGACGUGAACGACAACGCGCCGGUGUUCGAGGAGGCGGCGUACAGCGCGUACGUGGCGGAGAACAACGCGGCGGGCGCGCUGGUGCUGCGCGUGCAGGCGCGGGACGCGGACGCGGGCGCCAACGGGCGCGUGAGCUACUGGCUGGCGGGCGGCAGCGCGGGCGCGGCGUGGGGACUGGAGGAUCAAGCAGAGAUCAGCAGGAGAAAAGCAGUGUGUGUCUGGCUGCUGAUCCAUCCCAGCGAGCUGCCCGAGAGCGAGACACGAGCGAGCAGCGCUCGGUGCCUGCAGUGCCGGGCGGAGGCUGCGGGCGCCGCUGUUGACCGAGAGGAGCGGGAGGAAGCUCGGAGCGCUGCAGCCCCGCCCGCUGCCGACCCGCUCGCUCGCUCGCUCGCUCCCUGCCCGAACCUGCGGCCAGCGAUCUUCCGCGGGGUGCUG